AUGGAAUUGGUGACAAAGGUGCAUCAGACUUAAGUUCUGGUUUAUUACAAUGAAAUUGGUGACAAAGGUGCAUCAGGCUUAGGUUCUGGUUUAGCAAAUUGCAUUAAUCUCUCAAAUUUGACACUUGACAUUACUAGUAAUAAAAUUGGUGAAAAAGGUGCAUCAGACUUAGGUUCUGGUUUAGCAAAUUGUAUUAAUCUCUCAAAUUUGACACUUAACAUUAAUGGUUAUAUAAUUGGUGACAAAGGUGCAUCAGGCUUAGGUUCUGGUUUAGCAAAUUGCAUUAAUCUCUCAAAUUUGACACUUGGUCUUCGCCUAAUGAAUGAAUCAUAAAAAUUCAAAGUAACAAGCAAGUGUCUUAAAUUAAAAAGAUUAGUUGUCUUUAAAAAUUUAUUCUGA
Molecule: messenger RNA, 399 nt
Organism: Tetrahymena thermophila SB210
Lineage: Eukaryota; Ciliophora; Oligohymenophorea; Hymenostomatida; Tetrahymenidae
Exons: 5
Source: RefSeq, a predicted model, not a curated record